This is a messenger RNA of Hemibagrus wyckioides, 1944 nucleotides long. It is a transcript of the gene dpp7, whose product is annotated as dipeptidyl-peptidase 7. The record is from RefSeq and is a predicted model, not a curated record. Gene Ontology annotation, biological process: proteolysis. Gene Ontology annotation, cellular component: vesicle. Bases 86 to 1576 code for a protein of 496 amino acids. The transcript is spliced from 13 exons. Gene Ontology annotation, molecular function: serine-type exopeptidase activity; dipeptidyl-peptidase activity. Lineage: Eukaryota; Metazoa; Chordata; Actinopteri; Siluriformes; Bagridae.
CAAAAUCCCAUCACAUGAUGGUUCUGUACUUUAAAGCGCCUGUGUUUCCGCUCGAUCUUCACUCGCCUGUGUUUCCUUUCUCACAAUGGCGACCGGGUGGAUAUUUUGGGGGGUCACUCUAAUUUUUCUGUGUGUGCACAACGUUUUUGCGAGAUCUACGAGCUGGAAGCAAAGCAGAGGAGGAGAUCAUGUAGAGGUUGAACCUCUAAAGUUUAAGGAGAAGUUCUUCACUCAGCUUUUGGACCACUUCAGUUACAACAGCUGGGGCAAUGGGACAUACUCCCAGCGUUACCUGAUUACAGAUGAGUAUUGGAGGAAAGGCUACGGCCCUAUUUUCUUCUACACUGGGAAUGAAGGGGACGUGUGGGACUUUGCCCAGAACUCUGGCUUUAUGGUGGAGCUUGCAGCUAAGCAGGAGGCUCUGCUCAUAUUCGCUGAACACAGAUAUUAUGGGGAAUCUCUACCCUUCGGCAAAGAGUCCUUUAACAUUGCAAACGUCGGGCUCCUGACGGUGGAGCAGGCUUUGGCAGACUAUGCAGUCAUGAUCACGCAGCUAAAGGAGGAACUGGGAGCUCAGAAAUGCCCCGUCAUUGUUUUUGGUGGGAGUUAUGGAGGCAUGUUGAGUGUCUACAUGAGAAUACACUACCCCAAUAUUGUAGCUGGGGCUUUAGCUGCCAGCGCUCCCAUCUUAUCUACAGCAGGACUGGGCGACUCUGGGCAGUUCUUCCGUGAUGUUACAGCUGAUUUUGAGAAUUAUAAGCCAGCUUGUAAGGAUGCAGUAAAAGCGGCUUUCCAGGAGCUUCAGGCUUUGGCACAACAAAAAGACUACAGUCGUAUCCAGUCUGCUUUCUUGCUCUGUAAGACUCCAUCCUCGGAUAAAGACAUUCACCAGCUGAAUGGUUUCCUGCGCAAUGCCUUCACUUUAAUGGCCAUGCUAGACUACCCAUAUGAAACCAGCUUCAUGUCAAAAAUGCCAGCUUUCCCUGUUAAGGUGGCAUGUGAGAUGAUGCUGAAUGGAAGUGACGUGCUGUCUGCUCUCCGAAACACCGUGGGUAUCGUGUAUAACUCCACAGGGAUGCAGACAUGCUACGACCUUUACUCGCUGUAUGUAGAGUGUGCAGAUCCGACAGGUUGUGGCCUGGGCUUUAACAGCUACGCCUGGGACUAUCAGGCGUGCACGGAGAUCGAGAUGUGCUUCGAGAGCAACAAUGUGACCGACAUGUUUCCCCCGAUGCCGUUUACACAGAGUAUGAGAGAGGUGUACUGCGCUAAGCGGUGGGCGGUGCUGCCGCGGCCAGGCUGGCUCAAAAUCCAAUACUGGGCCGAUGAUCUUUCAACAGCCAGCAACAUCAUCUUCUCAAACGGUGAUCUGGACCCGUGGGCUAACGGAGGGGUCAGAAAGUCACUUAGUGAUUCUUUAAUCGCUAUCAACAUAGCAGACGGGGCACAUCAUCUGGAUUUAAGAGCUUCUAAUAAAUCUGAUCCUGUAUCGGUGACGAAGGCGCGGCAGCAGGAGGCCGUCAUCAUCGCUCAGUGGGUGAAGGCUGCGAGAGAAAAGAUGCUCGGAAGAUUUUAGGCAUAAAUGGUCCAUUUUUAAAGCUUCACAUGUAUAGGAAUCGCAUCGUUUCAGUACCGUCGAGACUUGAGAAAUACGUGAAAUGUUGCCGUGCAAUCAGUCAGGCUGGUAUUUUCACUUAAAGAACUCAGCUCCACUCCCUGAGGGCAGAACUCCGAUUUGGCCUUGUCCAUAAAGAAAGGGUAACUGUUGAGGUAGGUGUAGUUUGCACAGAGCCAUGUGAAACAAUCCAGGAAAUAAAGGGACGACUUAUCUAUCAUCAUUGCAAUAAAAUUCACCCCAGCUUCUUUUAACUAUAAUUAUUCUAAGCUGUAAUUAUCACUGCAUGGUUUUUUUUAAGGUACGAUUAAAAUAUGAUUUUUCACAAA